UGUAACGCGUAGGCAUACUGACCAAUCACAAUGCGCUGUCUUAAUCACAUGUUGCCGGUUCACUGACGCAAAACCUCAGCGACUCCUACUGAUCGUUCCUCCAUGUGAAUGUCGUUUCAGCUGUUAUAAAAGCUCAUUUGACAAGGUGCUUGGGUGCGAUGUGGGUGCAAAUGCUUUGACUGGUUGUUGAAUACAGGAAGUGCCCCUUUCAAAAUGACCACCAGGCUGCUGUGCAGAUGGGCACGAUUAUAUCCUCGCUGCCCUCAGACUGCCACGGCCUCAGCCAAACUACAGACCUCCACAGUCCACCAGACAGAGCCAGUGUGCCUGAUGUCCCUGUCUUGGACCCGACCUUCUGCUAGGCACCUCUGUCAGGGCAAUGAACUGGCUAAGAUGGAGGAGACAGUGUUUCCGUAUGACCAAACGCAACUAGUCCGACUUGUUGAAAAGGCGUCCACCCCAGAGGAAGUGCUUAAGUUGUGGGAAGAGCAAGGCGGAUCUGCCAGCGAUGCUGCCAGGUGUCUGGUCCAGCUGAACCUGCGGGUCAUGGAGAAGGGUGGUGAAGGAAUCCUGCAGGAUCCACGCUGCGAGAGCAUGCUGGAGACUGUACAAUCUCAGGUGUCCUCGGUGUGGAAUGGAUCUCUGGUGGGUCUUCUGAGUGCUCUCACUAUGUUGGGUCUCCCUUCUGAUGCCCCUCUACUCCGCUCCAUCCAGAAUGAAGUGCUCUGGAGGAUCCGGCGCCUCACAUACCGUCACCUGGCCUACCUGGUGGACUGGGUAGCCUUUCAGCGAAGACGAGGGUAUGAAAAUGAAGCGCUUACCACAGCCCUGCUGAAACAACUGGAACUGCGCUGGACAGAGCUGUGUGACAGUCGUACCGUCAGCAUUCUCAUGGGCCGCGCUUCGCUUUUCAACCCUUCUCUCAUGGACAAACUGGAGGACAAAGCUCUGGAGAUGGCAGAGAGCUUCAGCGCAGAGGAUAUCCGGAGAGUGGCAUUUGCACUGGCCUCUCAAAACAGACGGGCCGUUCCUUUGUUACGUGCUCUCUCAUACCACCUGAACCAGAAACCCUCUUCUGAACUGAAAACACCAUUGCUGCUUGACAUUGCAUACACUUAUGGUAAGCUGAAUUUUCAUCAGACACAAGUGCUCCAGAGAAUUGCGGCAGAGCUAUUGCCUAGGUUAUCAGAACUGAGUUCCCUCGACGUAACCCGCUGUGCCAAGUCUCUAGCCUUUCUCAAGUGGCUGCACUUGCCUCUAUUUGAAGGUUUUGCUCAGCACUAUGUGAAUAAUAGUAAAAACUACAGCACUCUGCAGGUGUGUAAUCUCCUCAUAUCUUUCGCCAAACUCAACUUCCAACUUGGUAAAGGAGAGGAGUUUUACCAAAAGGUACACAGAGCUUUGCAAGGUUCCUUUCAGAAUUUAGAGCCUUUCCUGAAAACAGACGUGGUUUGGUCACUGUGUGUGCUGAACCAGGCCAGUCCUGAUUAUAUCUCCUCUGUUACGAAGUAUGACUUUCAGAAGAAACUUACAGGUGGCAUUGUGGAUCGGACCGAGAGCUAUCGGCUGAAAUUGCUGCAUAUCUCUUCCUUUGCUCAGUUGGAGCCUCUAGGUAUCACUAUUGAAUCUCCAGCUGUGCUGCUGCUAGCUCCCCAGGGCAAAGUAGAGGUCAGCACCCCUCUGCAAAGCAGCCUACACUCAGCCCUUCAGAGCCUGACCAACAGCCGGACACAGGCCCUCCGCACUGCUGUCAAAACCAUAUACGGCUGGACAAUAGAUGGAGAACUUGUGGUAGAUUCAGAAAAUAAACCUAUUGAUUUGGAGAACCUGAAAGCCCCUCAUUUACCUGGAGGUGGUGGACGUGAUGCCUUACCUGCAGGGGCUCGACAAAUAGCAUUUGUGGCUUGGGAGUUUCCUAACUUUUGCCUCAGGAGCAAGGAUCUUCUGGGCCGCUUUGCCAUGCAGAAACGCCACCUACAGCUGGCUGGGUUUAUAGUGGUGGAGGUGCCUUACUUUGAAUGGCUGGAGCUGAAGUCUGACUGGCAGAAAGUGGCUUACUUAAAAGACAAAUUAGGGAAGGCAGUGGCUGAGGACAUGGCUAAAUGAGCCAUCAAGCCUGUCAAUAACUUUAAGUGCUUUUGACACGGGCUGCUCAUAGACAUUAACAGCCUCAGACAAUAACAUGACUUACAGGUGAGGAAAUUACAGAGAUAUUGAGUACUGCAUAUACAUGCACGCAACAAAAAGAUAGUUGCAGCAUCCUCAAUUCCCAUGAUCCACCCGAACAUCAGAGUGGAAAUCAAAUGCAUCUGGGAGCUGUGAUCAAUCUCUGCAGGAACAGAAAGCAGAGCCUCCAGAAAUCAGCAGAUGCUUGGAAGCGACAGAGUAGUGUGUGUAUCCGCUGCCUUCCCAAAAAAGAAACUCUGAGCCAAAGAGCUAUGCGAAUGUUGAGAAAUUAAAGCAUGAGUGAUCUGAAGGGCACAAGCAGUGUUCACCACAUGGGAAAACAACUAAAUUGUCAGACCUUUGUGUUAAUCGUCCAUGUCCUCACAAACAACUGGAUGUUCACACGCUCUACUUCCACUUAUAAUAAAUACAUGCACCUUCUGUUUUUGAUGCAGUUGCCUAGACAACACAUGGGGCUUUCCUUGUUGCCAA
Molecule: messenger RNA, 2658 nt
Organism: Carassius carassius (crucian carp)
Lineage: Eukaryota; Metazoa; Chordata; Actinopteri; Cypriniformes; Cyprinidae
Gene: fastkd4
Product: transforming growth factor beta regulator 4
Exons: 12
Coding region: 214-2106 (630 amino acids)
Biological process (GO): regulation of mitochondrial mRNA stability; mitochondrial RNA processing
Cellular component (GO): mitochondrial matrix; ribonucleoprotein granule
Molecular function (GO): RNA binding
Source: RefSeq, a predicted model, not a curated record